AUGGACCACAAUGACGGGGUCAUCCAAGCUCCAGCUGGCACCGUGGUGCCUCAGGAACUGCUGGAAGAAAUGCUUUGGUUUUUUCGAGUAGAAGAUGCAUCUCCUUGGAAUUAUUCCAUCUUUGCCCUGGUGGGUGUGGUGAUUGUGAUAAGCAUCGUCCUCCUGAGAAAGAGCAUCCAGGCAAACAGGAAAAACAAACCGGAAACAACAACUCUGGAAGUCCAAGACUUGGCUGAGGCCGGAGCCAGAGAGGACAACAACCUGAACAUGCUAAGAGAGACUUUGCUCUCAGAAAAGCAAAAUUUGGCCCAGGUGGAAACUGAGUUAAAAGGGAGAAAGGUGCCAUUGGUUCUCCUUCCAGACCCACAAGAAUCUGAGAGCUAA
Molecule: messenger RNA, 384 nt
Organism: Puma concolor (puma)
Lineage: Eukaryota; Metazoa; Chordata; Mammalia; Carnivora; Felidae
Source: RefSeq, a predicted model, not a curated record